This is a messenger RNA of Grosmannia clavigera kw1407, 771 nucleotides long. RefSeq names its product f-box domain containing protein. Gene Ontology annotation, molecular function: protein binding. The record is from RefSeq and is a predicted model, not a curated record. Bases 1 to 771 code for a protein of 256 amino acids. NCBI's taxonomy places the organism in Eukaryota, Fungi, Ascomycota, Sordariomycetes, Ophiostomatales, Ophiostomataceae. The transcript is spliced from 2 exons.
AUGGGCCGCCCGUGUCCGAAGACCGCUUUUGUCAUUCCCACAAAGCUGCUCGAAGCAUCACCGAACACGGAUGCCCACAUCCUUCGACUUCCGACCGAGCUCCUCCUCUCCUUCCUCUCCCUGAUCAGCACUGAAGACAAGAUAUGUUUCGCCUUGACCUGCAAGCGAAUUCUCCAAGCGUCCACCCUGCAGCCGUUCCUGAUCCCAUCUGUUGACAGGCAUCGGAGUCUGGGCCCUUGCAGACAUAUGCAGGGCCUGCUGGCCCGAGUUAAGCCGCGGGAUGCAAAGGGACGGAAGAAGAAGACAAUUGCCAUCUGCGCCUACUGUGUGCGGUAUCGGCCCAAGAAGCCGUCUUAUUGGGAGAAGUUCUUUCGGGAGGGUGUCAGUGAAGCCCAGUGGACCGGGCAGCUGGACUUGUGGAGCCGGCUGAAGAUUGGCGAGUGCCCGGAGUGCUGGUAUAAGCGGGCGAUAGCACAGCUGCAACAGCUCGCCGCCGAGAAGGUCGCUGCUGAUAUCGAGGCGCAGCUCGCCAGCGAGAUCGCCGCCCAGAAUGCGAUAGCCACUCAGAACGGAGACCAGGCCCAGAAUGACUCCGAGAGCGACGACAACAUGGAUGAUAUCUCCUUGUAUACCACUUCUUCCGGAUACGGUCCUUCCGAGUACGAGUCAACCAGAUUUGAUUCGGAAGAGGAGGAGCUGGGAGUGGAGGACUCCGAGGACUACUCUGACGAGGAGUCUUCCUCCAAGUCAGACGUGGACAUGGAGAUGUGA